This is a messenger RNA of Papilio polytes (common Mormon), 2029 nucleotides long. RefSeq lists its product as uncharacterized. The record is from RefSeq and is a predicted model, not a curated record. NCBI's taxonomy places the organism in Eukaryota, Metazoa, Arthropoda, Insecta, Lepidoptera, Papilionidae. Bases 85 to 1905 code for a protein of 606 amino acids. The transcript is spliced from 9 exons.
UUAUUUUGACAAAUCUAUAGAUACAACAAAACUGUAUUUCUAUCAUUUGGUAUAAAAAUUCUCAUGAUCAUCUUAUAAUUUUCAAUGUAUUCAAUAUCUAAUGAUAAUAAUGAUUACUGUGCAGGAUAUUGCUAUGAUUCUGGCCUCAAAGGUGCAGAAAAUGCAUUUUAUCCCUACGUAGGUCAACCUGUUGUAUACUAUAGUCAUAUUGCUCCAGAUCAUUUGUCUCAAAGACAUAAAGUUAACAAGAAAAAUAACCCCAACUGUUUCGUGAAAGCCUUCCGCUGGUACACUCAGGAACUUCCAUCUCCUCAAUUGGUAGCACCAUGCAACAAUACGAAUAUAGGCGGGUUCGCAAUGUGGUUGGACAAGAAGUACGAGGAAUAUAUUCAAGAGGGUCAAUGCGAAAACGACUGUCAACAAUUCAGAUCAAAACAAUGUUCUUUCACAAAGAGUGAUAAAACUAUAAGCAGGUUAGAGUUUCCGUCGCGCAAAACAAGAAAAUUUCCAAGAUUGAAAAGUCCAUGGAAAAAGAAGCGUCGAUACAUAAAUGAAACUGAAAGAGAUGCAGCUUGUAAAAAACAGAGUUUUGAAUUUAUACUAAGACCUCAAGAUAUGUCAAGACCUGCUUCUGAAUGCUGCCAAAAGACAUCGUUUUGCAUUCGAUCCGACACAACUUUUAUCACUUCUAAAUGUAGGAUUCCGUCAAAUAUUAAAAAGAAAUCUAAAAGUUUAAUGUGUAUUUCGAAAACGAAGGAUGAAUUUGAAAAAGAUAUAAUGAUUACAAAUUAUGACGUCAGUCAAUGUUAUGAAAUACAAAAGAGUGAGGAGAGAUGCAGAAUAGUUCCUAAUCAAACAAUAAUAAAAGCAAACACUGAGAACAUUAUAAGUGAUUGUUAUAAUACAGAUUUAAGAAUUGGAAUGAAUUAUAAUAACAUAGCAACUACCAAAAAUCAAAGCAAAUCAGUUAAUUGUCAAUGUGCAACAGACAAAAUUCCAUUUAAAACUGAAAAUCACAAUGUUUUCAAAAAAGUAAGCUAUAGUAAAUUACACAGAAAUACGCAUGAGGUUAACAAAUGUAAAAAUAAAACACAAAGAAGUCGAGAAGAAACAAGAAUCGUUACAGAAUGUUCUGGAGUUACGAAUCAAAAAUUGCGUUCAACUCCAUCGAAUAAAUCAAACACUAAAGAUGUUAUCUGCGCCUGUGAUCAGUCAGAAUCAAAACAUUUAACUUCAUCUGACAAAGUAACUUCUAGAAGGAAUCGUUACAAAACAGUCAUCUGUGAAUGUUCGAUGUCUAACUUUUUAAAAGAUGAUGCUCGUUAUCAAAAUCAAUCUAACGCGUCGGCGGUAUUCAAAAAAGUAAGUCGACAUGACUUAAAUAGAAAUGAAUACGACGAUAGAAAAUAUGUUGUUCAAAGACAAACGAGUAGAGAAAUUACAAGAAUUGUGACAAAAUGUAGCGAACAAUCGAAUAGAAUGGAAGAUUGCAAGUCACGACCACAUCCAAAGAAUAGAGACGUUAUUUGCGAGUGUUGCCUAUAUAGCACAGAUCUUAACAAUGCAUUAAAUCAUUGUAAAGUAGCUACAAGAGCUAAAACCAAAACCAUUAUCUGUCAAUGUUCUAAGAAUUAUCUUCAAAGAAAUAACUAUCGUCAACAAAUUGAAUGUAAAGAACAGCAAAUAUGCCAAAAGAAUACAAAAGAAAACUUCCAUCGAACAUGUUGUCCCUGCCCAAAGUUACAACAAGCACAAAUUGGACGCUCGUCAAUAAACUGUAACAGUAUCAAGACUUUUGAAUACAAAAAACCGUUCAACUCCAAAGAAUUGCCGGUACAUGGUGUUCAAACGUCGGAUCAUUCAAUAAGAUUUCAAGAAGAUUCAUUUCUCGUAAAGAUUGUGUAAAAAUUUUGAUGUUGAAAAAACCAGACAAUUUACCUAAAUUUACUAAUUUGAUCCGCAAUGAAAAGACAACCUAAAUCUAUAUUUAUUUGUACAAGAAAUGGAGUAUCGAAUAAAAACAAGUAAU